Nerophis lumbriciformis (worm pipefish) is the source of this 1679-nucleotide messenger RNA. Its product is annotated as angiopoietin-4-like. The record is from RefSeq and is a predicted model, not a curated record. Lineage: Eukaryota; Metazoa; Chordata; Actinopteri; Syngnathiformes; Syngnathidae.
AUGCUUAGCGCUCAUUGUCGGAAUGCACACGCACUAACACGGCCUCCUGCACGCACAGGUUCUGAUUGGUCAGAUGUCGGACACGAUGAGGACAUCCAUCCCAACACCCUCAGAGAAGCUGACGUCGACGGAGCCGACCUACACCAGGACAACUACGAGGAUGCAGACGUGUAUCCUCCUCGCAUCCUUGAGGAGACCCCCACUGACCCCCACCAUGAGACCUUGCUGGACACGCACAGACGACAGACGGGUGAGCCUGGCGUCAUUGCGGUGUCGCAGUGCGGCGAGCGUACUUCUGACGGCCAUUGCAGACUAAGAGCGACGGUGGGGGAGGUUCAGAAACGCUGCCCUGACAUGUUUCGUUGCUCGGACGAGGUUUCCUCCUGGCUUCACGAGAACCAGAACCACAAGGAGCAACUGGAGGAGAUGAGGGAGACCAUGUCAGAGCUGCAGGAGGAACUGAGAAAUCAUCGGCAUCGAGUCCAGGUCCUGGAGAUGCAGAGGGAGGAAAACCCUCAUCCAAACUCCACCUUUAACCAGCGUUUACACCCAGUGGAGAUGCGUCACGACGAGGCCAGGGCGCUGCUCCGCGUGCACGCGGCGCUGCUGCACGAGCUGCAGGUAGACGUCCGCAAUCUGUCUUCCGGCGUUCGCCACAUGAGUGCGAGCACGGGCUGCACUGCCACUGUCACCCGAGCCGGCAGGCUGCUGGGCAGGCGUGACACUUUAGUGCCAGACCGACACUUUGUGUCUUCCUGUCCGUCAGAUUGUGCGUCUCUGUAUCUGAGUGGUGUGCGACAUUCUGGUGUUUACACCAUUGUCUUGUCACCCGGUGCAAAUAUGCCAGUCUACUGCGACAUGGAGAUAGAAGGUGGAGGUUGGACGGUGCUCCAAAAGCGUCACGAUGGCUCAGUGAGCUUCAACCGUGGCUGGUCCGAGUAUCGCCAUGGCUUCGGUGACCCGUGGGGCGAACACUGGCUGGGCAACCAACAGCUCCAUCUGCUGUCCAACCAGGCGCACUACAGCCUACGCAUCGACAUGCAGGACUGGAGCCACGUCCACCGCCACGCCCUGUACAACAAUUUCAGGAUCGAGGAUGAGAAGAACCAGUACCGCCUCCAUGUGUCUGGUUACAGCGGAACCAUGGAGGACUCCUUUGCUUGGUACCACGACCAACGCGGCUUCAGCACGCCAGACACGGGCAAUGUCUGCGCCGAGAUCAGCCACAGUGGCUGGUGGUUCCACCAGUGCUUCUUCGCCAACCUCAACGGCGUCUACUACAAAGGAGGUCGUUACUCACUAAAGGCUCAGAACCUGCUCGGGCCGGACGGCAUCGUCUGGUUUUCCUGGAAGAACUCAGACUUCUACUCUCUCAAGGCCGUCUCCAUGAUGAUACGACCGCACAACUUUAGGCCGCGAGUGUCUCCGUAGCAAUGAAGAGCUCAUGACAAAGCUCCCUCGACCCCUUAGUGCUUCUAAAAUGGCACACGUGAGUUGCCCCAGAACAAUGCCCUGUGGUACACCCCAAAGUCUACCAGCAGCAAAAUCUGUAUUAACCCCGCAUUUCUUUGUGCAUCAUUUUUGUUAUUUUAUCUGCCGAGCAUACAAGCUAACUGCAUCAUAAACAAGAGAGAAGCAUUAUUUCUUUACAUGUUUAUUUAGUGACAGAGAAGUAGGUA